AUGGCACCGAAAACCAGUGGAAAGGCCGCGAAGAAAUCCGGCAAGGCCCAGAAGAACAUUUCGCCGCUGAAGCCGCUGCCGCAGCCCUGCUGUCUCGCCAGCCAAGGCCAAGAAGCCAAGGGCCCUAAGGGACAGGGCAAGCCAAAGAAGCCAUCGACCCACCCCGGUGAACGAUAUGGUGGUUGCUGCUAUCAAAACCUGAAGGAACGGAACGGAUCCUCCUUGGCAGGCCAUCAAGAAGUACAUUGCUGCCAACUACAAAUGCGAUUUCGCCAAGCUUGCCCAUUCCUGAAGAAGGCGCUGAAGAAUGGUGUCGAAAAGGGCAAGUUUGUCCAAACCAAGGAACUGGUGCCUCCGGAUCGUUCAAACUGA
Messenger RNA from Aedes aegypti (yellow fever mosquito), 372 nucleotides. Its product is annotated as histone H1B-like. NCBI's taxonomy places the organism in Eukaryota, Metazoa, Arthropoda, Insecta, Diptera, Culicidae. The record is from RefSeq and is a predicted model, not a curated record. The coding region runs from base 1 to 372 and encodes 123 amino acids. Gene Ontology annotation, molecular function: DNA binding. The transcript has 2 exons. Gene Ontology annotation, biological process: nucleosome assembly. Gene Ontology annotation, cellular component: nucleosome.